This is a messenger RNA of Dufourea novaeangliae, 1430 nucleotides long. Its product is annotated as mitochondrial glutamate carrier 1-like. Gene Ontology annotation, biological process: malate-aspartate shuttle; aspartate transmembrane transport; L-glutamate transmembrane transport. The transcript is spliced from 8 exons. The record is from RefSeq and is a predicted model, not a curated record. The coding region runs from base 293 to 1231 and encodes 312 amino acids. Gene Ontology annotation, molecular function: L-aspartate transmembrane transporter activity; L-glutamate transmembrane transporter activity. Lineage: Eukaryota; Metazoa; Arthropoda; Insecta; Hymenoptera; Halictidae.
GUCUGUGACGUAAGUGAAGGACGGUUCUACAUAGGUUCUACCCGUGGACCGUGCCGUGCAGUGCCGUGGUGGUCUCUUUUAUCUUUUGAGAUCCUCGGUGAAGACGAAAUUCUUCCAGUAUCAUGACAGUUACACCAGUUACACUGUGUUACACUGCCUGGUAUUGAUUGAGCUUCCUUCGUUAUUCUUAUCACCGCUAUUGAUGAUAAGAACUGACUUACCUGAACGAGAUACUGUAACCUACCACUGGCCACAUUCGAUCGGGAGAAACGUCUGAACUGUAGUUAUACCAAUGGAAAAUAAGGACAGCGUGGAAGCUCCGAAACAAUUUAAACUCCUACCAAAAAUUAUAAAUGGCGGAAUCGCAGGUAUUAUCGGUGUCUCCGUGGUGUUCCCACUGGACUUGGUUAAAACACGAUUACAGAAUCAAGUUAUCGGGCCUAAUGGGGAACAAAUGUACAAAAGCAUGUUGGACUGUUUUAAGAAAACUUAUAGAGCAGAAGGUUAUUUCGGCAUGUACAAAGGGUCUGCUGUAAAUAUUCUAUUAAUCACGCCCGAGAAAGCAAUUAAACUCACUGCCAAUGAUACUUUUCGUCAUUAUCUGUCCACCGGAGCUGGACAGCAACUGCCAGUAGAACGUGAGAUGCUUGCCGGCGGCCUAGCAGGAGCAUGUCAGAUUAUCGUCACAACUCCUAUGGAGUUGCUAAAAAUUCAAAUGCAGGAUGCAGGACGCGUGGCAGCGGAAGCAAAGAAAGCUGGGAAAGCUGUGCCAAAGGUGUCAGCUCUGUCCUUAACGAAAGAUCUCCUUCGAAAGAGAGGUAUUUUAGGACUCUACCAAGGCACUGGGGCAACAGCCCUCAGAGAUGUCACUUUUUCAGUAAUCUACUUCCCAAUGUUUGCUAGACUGAAUAGUUUGGGGCCCCAACGGGAGGAUGGUACCGCUGUGUUUUGGUGGUCAUUUGUGUCCGGUUGUUUAUCUGGCUCUACAGCCGCUCUGAUGGUCAAUCCAUUUGAUGUAAUCAAAACUAGGUUGCAAGUAAUUAAAAAGGCUCCCGGAGAUCCGACAUAUAAUGGCGUGUUCGACUGUAUAGGAAAAACUAUGAGGAACGAAGGACCAACGGCGUUCUUCAAAGGCGGAGCCUGUCGAAUGAUCGUGAUAGCGCCCCUCUUCGGGAUUGCACAAACUGUAUACUACCUCGGCGUUGCGGAAUGGGCCCUGGGUCUUAAAUAAACAUUACCGUCUACUCCGUUUCGCCGUUUUAAAUACUCUGGGAUUAAACUGACAAUAACUGGCGUAUUAUAGAUGUAUUUUCGCUUAGUACGUAUCACUAGUUGUCCAGUAAGUGAAUUGGGCUGAAUUAUCUCGGUACCUUGAUCAUCGAAAUUGGAAAAUCCGUUCAAAGGCUAACAAUUUUUUAACGAAUUCUCAA